AUGACUCAAACGUGUUUCGAAAAGUUGUGUGCCAUGGUUGAAACAUACGGAGGGUUAAGAACAACUAGGUUUAUGAAUAUUGAAGAACAAGUUGCCAUUUUUCUUCAUAUUAUUGCUCACAAUGUUAAGAAUCGGGUUAUGAUAUGUGGUUUUCAUCGUUUGGGAGAAACAAUUAGUAGAGUUAUUGCUAGAGUUUGCAAUGCCGUAAUAAGGUUACAUCCACGAUUGCUUAAGAAACCUGAACCUGUUCCUGAUAACUCUACUGAUCAAAGAUGGAAAUGGUUUAAGAAUCGUCUAGGAGCUUUAGAUGGAACCUACAUAAAAUGUUUAGUUCCAGAAGAAGACAAACCUAGAUAUAGAACAAGAAAAAAUGAAAUUGCGACAAACGUGCUAGGGGUGUGCUCACAAGAUAUGCAAUUUAUAUAUGUCUUACCGGGAUGGGAGGGGUCGGCUGCUGAUGAUCGAGUGUUUCGAGAUGCUCUUCUUAGGCCUCAUGGAUUAAAAGUUCCAAGACCGGGUUAUUACUUGGUUAAUGUCAGAUACACAAAUGGAGAGGGUUUCUUAGCUCCUUAUAGGGCUCAAAGAUAUCAUUUAAAUGAUUGGCGUGAUGGACACCAACCAACCACUGCCAAAGAAUUUUUCAAUAUGAAGCAUUCAUCGGCGAGAAAUAUUAUUGAACGAUGUUUUGGUAUGUUAAAGGCAAGGUGGGCAAUCUUAAGAGAUAACUCGUAUUAUUCUAUUGAAAAAAAAGUUAGGAUCAUCAUGACAUGUUGUCUCUUCCACAAUUUUAUAAUGCAAGAAAUGCCAGUAAAUCCACUUGACAAUGAAGAUGAAGUGGAUGAGGGAACCAGAGACCAUGGAGUCGAAGACGGAGAUAAUAUAAAUGUUGUUGGUACUUCAAAUGAGUGGACUGCAUUUAGGGAUAAUUUAGCACAAUCUUUGUUUGCUUCUUGGAAUGCUACCUGUUGA
This is a messenger RNA of Cynara cardunculus var. scolymus (artichoke), 969 nucleotides long. Its product is annotated as protein ALP1-like. The record is from RefSeq and is a predicted model, not a curated record. Bases 1 to 969 code for a protein of 322 amino acids. Lineage: Eukaryota; Viridiplantae; Streptophyta; Magnoliopsida; Asterales; Asteraceae. The transcript is spliced from 3 exons.